Messenger RNA from Osmerus eperlanus (European smelt), 345 nucleotides. RefSeq names its product cyclin-L1-like. Bases 1 to 345 code for a protein of 114 amino acids. The transcript is spliced from 2 exons. The record is from RefSeq and is a predicted model, not a curated record. Lineage: Eukaryota; Metazoa; Chordata; Actinopteri; Osmeriformes; Osmeridae.
AUGACCACACCAUGGGACAAGGAGAGGGUACAAUGGGCCUUACAACUCUGGAGAAUCAACAACAGGAGAUCUUCCCUGUCUCCUCAGCCAAACUACGAUCAUCUGGAGAAGGAGGUGGAGAGAAGGAAGAUAUUUCUGCAGGAGGACAAGCUGAAGGCCAAGGGGCUGAAUCCUGACGGGACCCCUGCACUGUCUGCCCUGGGGGGCUUCUCCCCCGUCUCCACACCUUGUUCUCCUCAUGUUGUGAAGUCAGAGGACAAGUCCCCAAACCCCCAGAACCUGAAACCUGUCAAGAAGGAGCCGGACAACCGAGCACAGAGCUCCAAGAGCCCACGCAGCGGGUGA